UUUGCUGAUUUAACAAAGCGUGAUCCACAGUGAUCUAACAACCCCAUGUGGUCUUUACUGUACACUGCUACUACUGUAUAUUGACUGUACUGCUGCCCUCUAUUGGCCAAAAAAUACGCUGCAUUACCAUAAAGGCAGAAUUCUGUAAGCACCUACGUUUGGGUAUGAGUGUGAAGCUGGGUUCUUUUUCACCAGUUUCUUUGUCCCACCUGAAAAGGUGCAGCAGUCAUGUUCUAUAUAUCAGGUGAAUUCAGAUGUAGUUCGUAUUCUACAGAAGCUUGGUUGACACUUUUGUCCAAACAAAGAACAUUUUCAAUGAUACGUUUGGAAACAUAGGACACUGCUCAUCUUCCAUGAAUGGUUGGUUUGAGCGUUUCAGAAGCUGCUGAGCGAAUGGGAUUUUCCCACACAGCAGUCUCUAGAGUUUAGAGUUAAACCCAGGAUGGUGCGGAAAACCAAAAACUUCCCGUCACGUGUGGAACCUUCUGCGGUUGCAACCCAUCCACCUCAAGGUUUGUUUGAUGCUUUUCUGAGUGAUUAUAUGAGUCACUAUGGACUUCCUGUUGUAGGGGUAUUUUUAUUUUCUUCCUGGCCAGACAGGAAACAGCCUGAGUGUGAACGGCACAUCAUACAAACCCUAUGUAGUUCAUAAGUGUAGUGAGGGUGGGUGUGUUUAGAGCCAGGCCAGGUAUUUUGUUCAGGUGACGCGCUGGGAGCCACGCCCUCCGGUAACCACGCCCUCCGGUAACCACAGGACACGCCCUAAACAGAAAGACAAAACACCUGACGCACAAAAGAGCUGCGUGUCCGGUUUUGUGCUCCGAAUCACGUCGACGAUAUGGCGGCCGACGAGUCUAUGUUCGUGAAGACGGUCCUGUCUCUGAACGACGCGUUUAAAGCCGACGACUCCAGUCUGGCUUUGCCGUCUGAGGAGCGGUUAGCUCGCGCUGCUGACGCGGACGCAGCGCAGCGGAGGAGUCGCCGCGUAGAGCAACAAGUGCAGCAGCUCACUCUGGCUCGGAAAGCGAAAGGGUCCAUGAUGAAAGGUAGCGUAUCUAUCAGCCAUUUAAACAGUACCGCACCUUUCCGAAGUGGCCCUAUGAAGGUAUUCCCGCCGUUUGACCAUAAUGACGCUUCAGGACCGAGUCGACCUGUGGUUAGGAUGAAUAAUCUUCCGUGGGCGAGUCUGCGGUUGCCUCAGGUUAACCGAGGAGAGCACGGGAUGUUUAGGUACGGCUCGUCAGGACACAACCUGAACUGGGGAUCUGCAGGUUUUACUCUCCCUGCGAUGCGAUACGUGUCUUCAGCCGACCAUCUCCACGGGAGCCUCCCUUUGAAGAAGACGGCCUGUCCCGAGACGCCCCGGAACGCUCGGCCGUUCGUUUACGGUUGCUCUGCGUCUACGCUUCAGUUUCCGAACAGGCCUGUCUACGAGGACGAUCUGGACGACGUCUUCCUACCCGAGAGUUCGCACGUCACCGCGCUAAGAGCAGAGCAUCAGAAGGUGUCUUGGGAGACUCUUCAGCGAGGAGACGCAGCGUGGGCAGCAGCGACCGUGCCCCUGGUGGUUCCGAGGCAGGAGCCGGCGAGAAGACGACCUUCAGUGGUCAGCACGCACACCCCGAAGAUGGCGGUAGCCGAACCGCGAGAAGCAACAGCUGACACUCUAAAAAACGGGAGGCAAGCCGCACCGACGACAAUGAGGAUGGCUGUAAAUCUCCUGACUGACAAGAACCAGGAGAUGCAGAUCUCCGGUGCAAACUUCAUACAGAACCGGUGCUUCAGCAGCGCAGACGCUAAGAUACGGCUCUGUACGCUGCACGGGAUCCCGAAGCUUUUGAAGCUCCUGGACUCGGACAGCGGUGAGGUGCAGCAAGCCGCAGCCGCGGCCUUGAGAAACGUCAUCUACGAGAACAACGAUAACAAGAUGGAGGUGAAGGAGCACGACGGGGUCGACACGAUCCUGCGCCUGCUCAAGACGAACCGUGACGUCGAAGCCCGGCGACAGCUCACGGGGUUGCUGUGGAACCUGUCCUCUCACGACAUGCUGAAGGAGCAGCUCGGCCGAGAAGCCGUGAAACCCGUCACCGAGACCGUCCUCGUGCCGUGCUCGGGGAUCACUGAGGGCGAAGAUCCCAAACUGGAGCUGCUUGCAGAUCCUGAGGUCUUCCUUAAUGCUACAGGAUGCCUGAGAAACGUGAGUUCAGCCGGACCGAAUGCACGCAAGUCCUUGAGAGAUUGCGAUGGCCUCAUCGACUGCCUCGUCUAUUACGUCCGUGGAACCAUCGCGGAUUAUAAACCCGACGAUCAGGCCUUAGAAAAUUGCGUGUGCAUCUUGCAUAACCUCACCUAUCAGUUUGAGUGCGAGGUGUCGGAAACGUUCAAGCCAGCGCUGCACGAGUCCAGACAGAGCGCUGCUGCUGAGACCAAGAGACCCGGCUGCCUGGUUCUGAGAAACGCCAAACUCUCUGACGCAGACGACCACUCCGAAUCCGACCGCCCUCUGCUGGAGGAGAAGUGUAACCCGUACGGCGUGGAGUGGCUGUGGAGCAGCAUCACCGUCCGCAUGUACCUGUCGCUUCUUGCGAUCGGCAAUCGGCAGCUCACACAGGAGGCGUCCAUAGGAGCCUUGCAGAACCUGACGGCAGGAAACGGAGGGGUGUCGCAGGCCAUGGCGCACACCAUCGUGCAGAGAGAAGGAGGCCUGCAGCAGGUGAAGAAGGUGCUCCAGGAGGGAGCGGAAGAUGUGAAGAGAGCCUCGGUGUGUCUGCUCAAAAACCUGUCGCGCUACAAGGAGCUCCAUUCUGACAUCAUUAAAGAGGUGCUGCCGGAGCUUGUUACCAUGCUUCACGCUUCAGACACGGCGCAGCCUGUUGAGGUCACAACCGUCUGUCAGAUCCUCAACAACCUGAGCCAGGUGUCCGUACAGAACGCCCGCACCGUUCUGAACAACGGCGUCCUUCCCAGGAUCAUCCAGAUCAGCAGCAAAGAGAGACAUGGAUCCACGAAGGUUGGCCAGGCCGCUAGUCUUCUGCUGCACACUCUGUGGACACACUCUGAGCUUCAUGGUAGCUACAAGAAGGCUGGUUACAGGAAGACGGAUUUCAUCAACAACAGGACUGUGAAGGCAGUGAAUUCAGCUCGUAACUGACCUCAUGUGGAAAACUGGAGGACUACACUCGUAACAAGGACUGGUUAAGACUCGUUUUUGCUGAACUGCACUUUUAAUUGAUUUUUUUAUUUUUUUCCCCUUGAACUGUCCUUCUGAUGCUCUGCUCCUGUGUAAGGGCAUCUCUUACACGGUGGUAGAACUGGAUUGGACUUUAUAACCUACUGCUGAGAAAAACGCCUCCACGCGUACAUCUCUGACGGCUUACGAGUUAUUCUGCUGCAUUCCGUCAACUUUUUGCUUUCGAGCAUCCAUCACUGACAGCAAAUGGGGAAACACGGACGCCUUGCAGCACUUGUGUGGAUUUGCAUUUCAACCAUGCUGUCAUGUUCUCAAAAACACCACACCUUAAUGCCCAGUCACUUGCUGCGUUACACGGCAUCCUAAUCCAAAAUAAUCCAUUGAUAGCUCAAUUUAAUUUAAAUUUGAAGCCUUCAUGUAUAUGCUUAAGCCAUGGAGUUCAGUCCGAAUGAAAACAUUGUAGCAAGUCUGCUUAUUAUCGUGAUGUGACUUUAUAAUCGUUCAGUGUACAUUGCAGUCAUUCGUUUUUAUUUAUGAAAUGGGGGGGGGGCAUUUCUUUUCUGUUUUUCAUCAUUUUAAAUUCGGAUGUGUAUCAGCAAUAACUUGGUAGCUGAUAGCAAGGAGGGUAGAUUAAAGAUGGACAUUAAUGUCUAAUGCCUAUGUGCUUUUUAAAAAUGGCUGAAAAACAUCAGCAGGUUUUACCAGAUGAUCAACUAAAAUUUAUUUCUGCUUUUUUUUAUCUCAUUUUCGCAUCUCUUAUAAUGAAUUCUUUUGCUAUUUUUGUGUGUGCCAGGAAAAACAACAAUAUUAUUUAAAAAAAAAAAAAAGAAGCUUUUUGUUUUCCCAUUUUCAUUUCAAAACAAAUGAACGCAGUGUGCAUGGACUAGAAACUAAAUUUGUUACCCAUUCUAAAAGAUUUAUACAUAUUAUAAAUUUUUUUUAAAUAUAUUUUUUAGCUGGGUAACGUGGAAAGGUAACGCUCCGAGGUAACAAGUGACGUAAUGUGCCGAGGAAACAUUCUGACGUAACAUACUGGGGUAACGUGCUGAAGUAACAUACCGAGGUAACGUUCUGCGGUAACGUCCCAAAGUAACGUACUGAGGUAACGUUCUGCGGUAACGUUCUGCGGUAACGUACUGAGGUAACGUUCUGCGGUAACGUACUGAGGUAACGUUCUGCGGUAACGUACUGAGGUAACGUUCUGCGGUAACGUACUGAGGUAACGUUCUGCGGUAACGUACUGAGGUAACGUUCUGCGGUAACGUACUGAGGUAACGUUCUGCGGUAACGUUCUGCGGUAACGUGCUGAGGUAACGUUCUGCGGUAAUGUGCUGAAGUAACAUACUGAGAUAACAUUCUGCGGUAACUUACUGAGGUAACGUUCUGCGGUAAUGUGUUGGAGUAACAUACUGAGGUAAUGUUCUACGGUAACAUACUGAGGUAAUGUUCUGAAGUAACGUGCUAAAGUAACAUACUCAGGUAGCGUUUUGCGGUAACGUGCUGAAGUAACAUACUGAGGUAGCGUUUUGCUGUAACGUGCUGAAAUAAUGUUGAGGUAAUGUGCUGAAGUAACAUACUGAGGUAGCGUUUUGCGGUAACGUGCUGAAGUAACAUACUGAGGUAGCGUUUUGCUGUAACGUGCUGAAAUAAUGUUGAGGUAAUGUGCUGAAGUAACAUACUCCGGUAGCGUUUUGCGGUAACGUGCUGAAGUAACAUACUGAGGUAGCGUUUUGCGGUAACGUGCUGAAAUAAUGUUGAGGUAAUGUGCUGAAGUAACAUACUCCGGUAGCGUUUUGCGGUAACGUGCUGAAGUAACAUACUGAGGUAGCGUUUUGCGGUAACGUGCUGAAAUAACGUUGAGGUAAUGUGCUGAAGUAACAUACUCCGGUAGCGUUUUGCGGUAACGUGCUGAAGUAACAUACUGAGGUAGCGUUUUGCAGUAACGUGCUGAAGUAACAUACUGAGGUAGCGUUUUGCGGUAACGUGCUGAAGUAACAUACUGAGGUAGCGUUUUGCGGUAACGUGCUGAAGUAACAUACUGAGGUAGCGUUUUGCGGUAACGUGUUGAAGUAACAUACUGAGGUAGCGUUUUGCAGUAACGUGCUGAAGUAACAUACUGAGGUAGCGUUUUGCGGUAACGUGCUGAAGUAACAUACUGAGGUAGCGUUUUGCGGUAAUGUGUUGAAGUAACAUACUGAGGUAGCGUUUUGCGGUAACGUGUUGAAGUAACAUACUGAGGUAGCGUUUUGCAGUAACGUGCUGAAGUAACAUACUGAGGUAGCGUUUUGCGGUAAAGUGCUGAAGUAACAUACUGAGGUAGCAUUUUGCGGUAAUGUGCUGAAGUAACAUACUGAGGUAGCGUUUUGCGGUAACGUGCUGAAAUAACGUUGAGGUAACGUGCUGAAGUAACAUGCCGAGGUAGCGUUCUGAGGUAAAAUAUUAAGGUAACGUAUUAAUGCUGCAUUCGUGGGGUUGUGUUUACCAUGCCCCACUUCCUGAGUCAAAAUUUUCUUGUUGGUAGAGUUAACAUUCCUCAGCAUUGCAGAAUUUAAGUUGGGUUCCUGGUCGAUAUUAGUCAUUUAGUCUAGUAACUUAUCACCAUGUCUGUGGGAAAAUGUCGAUAUUCCUGACCCUUUUCUCUUAGCACUGCUGUUCGUAUAGAACACUUAAUGGCUACAUGCUAGCUUAAUCAUUCACCUCACUCAUUGUCUAGUUUAUGAUCUCCAUAUUUAUUAGCUGCUUAGUAAACUUUUUGGUGGCUCUAACCCCUGACACCGCGAGCACGCAAACAUUAGCUUCAGACUUGACUUGAUGCCUCCAAGUCCAGCCUUUGCAGGCAGCGUUUUCCAUGUUCCAUACACGCCCCAAACGUUCAGAACUUAUUCAUUCGGUUUAAAAACACAAAGCUUUGCCCCAGAUGCUAAACUGUUGUGCACGGUGUCCUGUGUUUUUAUUUUGUCUUAAAAUGAUUUGAAAACGAUUUAAAUAUAUUUUUAGUAAUUUUCUCGAAAUGAAAUGUUAGGUGUACGUUAUGUGUAUAAGUCAGAGUCUUCUCAUUAUUCUAGAUGAGCAUUUCCCCUUAGCGUGUGAUGUUUGCAGUACAUUAGUGUAUUAUUUAUUAUACGUAGCACGAUAAGCGUGGAUGUCCCAAACAGCUAGUUUGGGACAUGAGCAUGCAAACGAAUGUUUGGGAUUUAUUAACAUCCAGGUGCGUGCACACACGCGUGAUCAAUCACCUGGAUGUUAAUAAAUCCCAAACAUUCGUUUGCAUGAGCUCAUGCUCAUUUUCAUAAAGAAUAUAUGGGCAACAACUUCCUUUAAAUAAAUAAAUAAAGGCCAGUUGCGUGCUUGUGGUGCUAGACAGACCAUGUGUGUUUUUUGUUUUUGUUUUUUUGGUUGGGUUUUUUUUUUUUUUUUUUUUUUUUUUUUUAAAUGUUUUUUUGUUUUUUUAAGGAGAGCAGCUCCUCCUUGUAGUGUUCUAACAUGAGGGAACAUGAGUGCACGUAGCACUCCUCCUCACCCUGCCCUUCCUCUGGGCUCUCGCUUUCUUUCUUUCUCUCUCUCUCUCUCUCUCUCUUUCUUUCUCUCAGUAAAUCUCCUCCUGAUUUAUGAAUGGAUGAUCGUGUAUCCUUUAAAAACUCUGGUUACACCCGGGGCUUUUUCGGAAGUCCGAGUCAUGAUGUCUGAGCCUGUUUACCUAACCUGACGUCAGCUGUUUUGGGAUUCAGAGUGAUGAUACGUGCUCCAGAAUUAGCCCGAUUGCACCUCUAGAUUAGGCUCAGUAGUCAUAAAUACACGAUAUACAAGUAGAUACAAAUAGCUUCCUGUCAGUCCUAAAAAAAAAAAAAUGAUGUGAGGGAGAAUAAUGACCGAUUAGGGUCAUUAUUAUAACAACGUUUUAAUAAUGUACUUUAAUUCAAAAUGGAAUAGGAGUGCAUCGGACAGUUCUCACAAGCCUGUGGUUAUGAUGCAUAUCAUACGGAUAUCUCUCGUUCUGUCAUACAUCCCCGCAAUCUAAAUUGCAC
Molecule: messenger RNA, 7215 nt
Organism: Ictalurus furcatus (blue catfish)
Lineage: Eukaryota; Metazoa; Chordata; Actinopteri; Siluriformes; Ictaluridae
Gene: pkp2
Product: plakophilin 2
Exons: 13
Coding region: 839-3151 (770 amino acids)
Biological process (GO): heart development; intermediate filament bundle assembly; protein localization to plasma membrane
Cellular component (GO): adherens junction; nucleus; intermediate filament
Molecular function (GO): protein kinase C binding; alpha-catenin binding; cadherin binding
Source: RefSeq, a predicted model, not a curated record